Molecule: messenger RNA, 1198 nt
Organism: Cuscuta campestris
Lineage: Eukaryota; Viridiplantae; Streptophyta; Magnoliopsida; Solanales; Convolvulaceae
Source: the annotation of a GenBank genome assembly
GCAAAUACCAUUAUUCAAGGUUUGCUUGAACUCUGUUAUACUCUGUUAUAGAAUGAUUAGCUGUUGUCAUUGAAUCCAAGAUCUUUUUACUUCGUAUUUCGUGUGUAAUAUUUUAGAAAUGUGGGGUGUAUGAGUCUUUUAUUUUCACCCUUUUGUUAUUCAUUCAAAAGAAAAUGGAAAUGAUGCCAAAAGUAAAAGGUCUGAGCAAGGGAGAAGUAAUGGUGGGAAUGAGAGAAAGAGGUUAUAAGAAGGAAGAGGGCCCCUGUCAUUGCUUAAGUGAUAGCAUUAUGACAUUUGCAUCCUCUUCUACAGCAAACAACCCAUUGGUCGUGGGUCGAAAGAAAAGGCGUGGAUUGCUGUCUAGCAUUGAUUGUCAAUCUAGACUUCUCCCAACAUUAUUCUCAUCGCCCACCAUUAUGCCUUCCUCGCAUUGAUAAAACAUUGUUGCUGAUCCACGUAGCUUGAACCCUCUCUUUUUGUUCCUUCAUCAUAAGAAAAGAGAUUAAAAUCAUUAUUGUUGUAAAAUGUGUUUUCUGUUCUUAUAUAAUCUUCAAUGAUACAGUUUCUAAAAACAAUUAAUGAGACCCCUUGUUGCUGGUUGCAACAUUGAUGGCAAGCAAAAGUGUUCAUUGGUCAACUGCGGCAAAUCAAAACACUUAUGUUAUUUAUUCUUCACGACCUUUAGACUUGAAAUUCAUUUGAAUAGUAAAUGUCUUUUUUUAAAUUUUAGUGUCGUAUUGUGUUCUUGAAAUGAAAUUAUAGGGUUCAACUUGGAAGAAGCUCAAGUAGUCCAAUUUCUCAUUAAAUUUGGAGUUUAUCAGGGACUAAUUUUCACUCUUUCAUAUUGCGUACAUUUUUAAUCAUUUUGGCUCUUAAGAUAUUCACUGAAUGUGUGGACUUUAGCUCAGAUUUGUGAUCAACCAUUACACACAUGCUGUUGAUGUGUGAGCAUUUUUGUUUGGCAAUAGUUAGGAGCUGUUUGUUUCAGCCUUUUAAUGGUUCAGAUGUCUGAAUGGUUCAGCACUUAAUGGUUCAGACUGUUUGUUUCAGCCUCUUAAUGGUUCAGAUGUCUGAAUGGUUAAAACAUUUGCUUCUGAAUGAUUAAGUAUUAAGUAGAGUCUGAAUGGUUAAGACCUCUUAUCUGAAUUGAUCACACAUUUUAUUCUGAAUAGUUAAACAAUAUACUAGCUCUUAAUGG